GUACAGUGAUUUCUCUCUAGUAUCACCGUAACGUGACCGACAUGUCGUCUUCAAAAAUGCUUAACGAACAGCCUCCACCAUACGACCAAGCUACUACAAUCGAUAUCGAUAAUGCAAGUGCGCCGUUAUUACGUGAGACCUUUUCUGGCAGUAUAUUUGGAACAUCGACCAUUGUUACAUUUGAAUUGGCUCAUGGGAGUCGUCCGAAACACAUUGCGACAAGCUCCGAAUGUUAUUUUUUUGACAAAGCUUGCGAUUACUCAUUUGUGAUACGUGACUUUCUGGAAUGUGUGCAAGCGAGUGGAAAUGUAGCUAAUACCAGUGAAGACCUACACACUACACUCUUGGACGUCAGCGGAACUGAAAUUCUCCAGUUUAGGAAACGAGUUGACGAUUUCAUUGACCCACCAGCGGUAUCACCGAGCGCCAUAUCGAACUUUCUAGACAUUAUAUUUGACAAGAAGAGGGCCAAGACCAAUCAUACAUUCGAAGUGUUGAAGAACGGCCAGCCACUUGGGUUGGUAAUAUAUGGAGACAAAGAGCCGCCUGAAACAUGUCUAAGAAUUUAUAUUGGGGGAAGUGAACUGGUCAUUAAAUCAGCUUCAUUGGGAGAAUUUAUUAUAUUCCGAGACCAGUCGUCAGCGAGUCCACUAUGCCACCUUAACAUUGAACCGGACGAAUUUACUGGAAAAAUUGUAUUUCAUCCGGAAACUGGAAUUACAGCUGACGAGCAGCUACUAUGUACAGCUGCAGCUUUUGCCUUUGAAACUUGCCGCACGAAGGACGAUAUAAUUGUAUCAAGAGACGCGGUGAUUCAGAUGGGUUUCUGGAUGGUGUUCACCUUAUCUGUUACAAUAAUUGUGUCUGGUUUAUUAAUAUGGCUGGUCCCACGGCUAAUGUAAUGUCCUGUGCUAAUAUAUCACAAAUACCUGAAAAUGUCGGUUAAGAAAUCGUGGCGCCACUAGCAACUAAUUUAGUGAUGUCCAAUUUUGUAUACGGAUUUUUUGAAUAUGGUCAGGCCUUCUAAUUCACACUGCCUUCACUAACUUUUAUAUUGAUUGUGGCAAUGCACUUCAAGCAUGAGUGGUACUCUAAAUAGGGUACUGAAACGUGACAGUGUGUCACACAACUAUAUUUAAAACACAGU
Messenger RNA from Bradysia coprophila, 1147 nucleotides. RefSeq lists its product as uncharacterized. The record is from RefSeq and is a predicted model, not a curated record. NCBI's taxonomy places the organism in Eukaryota, Metazoa, Arthropoda, Insecta, Diptera, Sciaridae.